CUUUACAGUUUCAAGUUCUACGAUUCUGAGUUCUGAGGUUUACGAUUCUGAGUUUUGAGUUUUACGGUAUUGUGUUUUGAGUUUUACGGUUUUGUGAUUUACGUUUUACGGUUUUGUGUUUUACGUUUUACGUUUUAGUGGUCUGAGUUUUAAGUUUUAAGGUUUACGGGGGUGAGGUAUUUGGUACGCCAUAUUUCAGGACACUCUACAACGAAGGUAGGUAGCAAAAUAUCUGAGGAUUCUGAGCCCUGCCCAUGGGCCAAGACGACUUAUUCAGUUAUCCUGCCUAAUGAUUCGGACUGGAAGAUUUCUGCUUGAGAAUACCGAAGAAGGCAAACGAUACGGCAAAAAAACAGGAAAGACACGUACAACGAAGUGUCUGCAGUUGUACACCAGCGAAGCGGCACAGAAAUCCAACAUGGGAACGCGGCUUCUAUCAUGAGAACAACACCGAUUUCAGCUAUUUGUUUUUCAGAAUUACGUUCUCGGAUGUGAUUCGGCCGCCUACUCUAAACAUUUUAGCUGUAGCUCAAUGCUGUGUGAAUCACUGGGAUCAAUGAUGAGGCAAAGCGACUUCUGCUAUGGUCACCAAAUUGUUUGAUUGUGGUGAUCUACGUAAUAUACAACCUGAAGAUGUAUCCGCAUUCUGCAAUCCACAUAUGCGCCUCACAAUAAAACGAUCGGCUUUGUCCGCAGCUAUUAUGGCUUGGCACUUCGUGCUCGCGGUCCGCUACAAUUCUCAGGAGCAUGAUGUGACUUUUUGAUCUGUGGAGCUGCAGUACGAUACUUGUAGAAGCAUUAGUGGCACUCGUGAAGACACGUGCGGUUUGGAUAGACCGUUGUCCAGCGUGAAGUCGAAGACAUGGCCUCUGGUGCAACAGAAUCUGGCCAGCACAGCUCCGCUAACAAUAAGCAUGCCAAAAAACGCUUCGUCGGUUAUCCCAUUUUCCUCGAUAUCAAAGAUAAAAUCCUGCUCAAGCAUGGUCCAGAAGUGGAGCAUCCGACCAGGAUGGAGCAAAUGCUUAAAGCUAUCCAGUGUCCACCUCAUGGACGCGUUGCAUACAACAUCACCAAAAUUGCCGCUGUCGUUUUCACCUGGUUAACUGUCAUUACACUCCUGAAAAAGCAAGCGUUACCCGGAAGCAACUUUUGGGGAUUAUGCAUCGUUAUAAUGGGCGCAAUGGUAGGAGGGGAAAUCGUUAAAAAAUUGCGACUUCCAGAAUUACUAGGAAUGUUAGUAGCUGGAUUUAUGCUGCAAAAUAUUCCUGGAAUUAGCGUAGCGGCCCAGAUAUCUCCUGGCUGGUCAUCCGCUCUUCGUAGCAUUGCGCUAGUCAUGAUUCUAAUUCGAGCCGGACUGGGAAUGGAUGUGAUUGUGCUGCGUCGAUUAAGCCGCAGCAUUGCUAUGCUGGCCUUCCUUCCGGCUACUAUUGAAUCCAUCGUUGGAGCGGUUGCCAUUCGUUAUUUAUUGGGAUUCGAGUGGUUAUGGAGUUUUGUGCUGGGCUUCCUUUUAUGUGGCGUCUCGCCGGCUGUGCUGGUGCCUAAUAUGAUUCUUCUGCAUGAAAUCGGCCUCGGCGUCGAAAAAGGUUUGCCCAUUUUACUCAUGGCUGCCGCAUCCAUCGAGAACGUAUACGUCAUUGUUGUGAUGAGUGUUCUUAUCAGUGCUGGAUUUUCUGCAGAAGGAAUAGGCAUGCAGAUUGCUUUGGCACCCAUACAAAUCGCAAUCGGGCUGACCUAUGGGAUGCUUUUCGGAGUUUUGUUCUGGUAUUUCCCACACGAAGCUCACCCAAGGAAGGCAGAUUACAGAUUCAUAAUCUUACUGACCGCUGGAAUAACAGCUGUUUUCGGUGGAAACGCUUUCGGCUACGCUGGCGCAGGACCUUUAGCGUGUCUUGUGAUGGCUUUCAUGGCUGGUAUUCACUGGGGAAAAGCUGAUCCUGUUUCAUUAAAAAUCGUUUCCGGAAAAUUUGGGAUAUUGUGGAGAUAUUUCCAACCGGUUCUUUUCGGAUUGAUUGGAGCCGCUGUUUCCAUAUCCAAAAUACAAGCUGAUACGAUCGGAUUAAGUAUUGCGGUAAUUUGCAUUGGAUCUACGGUGCGUUUCCUCGUUACGCUGUUCACCGUAUCGUUCGCUGGGUUUAAUUGGAAGGAACGUUUAUUCGCGGCAAUCGCAUGGAUUCCAAAAGCGACAGUCCAAGCGGCUCUGGGCUCAAGUGUGUAUGAUUACACAGUUUUCGCAUUGGCAACUAUUGCAGCUGGAUCCGGACACGGUGGGACUGCUGCAGUUGACAGCACGUACAUGCUCUCCGUUCAGAAAACUGGAAUUCAGAUUCUGACUACUGCGGUUCUCUGCAUCGUUAUAACGGCGCCGAUUGGAGCGCUGGGAAUAACUCUGACACAAAAUCGACUUUUAGAACGGGCUUCUGCACCAGUAACCGCCAACUCCAUCGAAAGGGAGCUGGAAAGCCAGUUUACUGCAGAACUUCCGAGACAGGAAAGCCGGGUGACAUUAAAAUUUGGCCGGGUCGAUGCAACCACGCAGACUUUGUCUGAAACCGCUACGGAUGCAAAAACAGAAUAGCCACUGGCCCACUGUUGUGAAGUUGACCUUUGCUGAUCAUAAUUUUGCUCACGUUUCCAUAAUUACAUGUAUAUUUUAGGCAUCAAAUUCUCUUUCUCUGAAAUAAAUUUGGUAUCAGAUGAAGCUAGUACUAUUUUUGUGCGUACAAAAUCUUCGUUGCAAUGGGUACGUUAAUGCUCAAGAAUAUACUGUACGUAAAUGUUAGUUUUCAUGAAUCUCUGAUGUCCUUCGAACGCAGACACUGCGCUCUGCCAUGAUGAUAACUUCAAGUGGCAAGUAGGCAGCAAUGCAGUCCAGCGUUCAGUAUUAUCAACCUAAUGUGAGAUCUACCUAGACCUUAAUUUUUCGGGGAUAGCUAUUAAUACUUUAUUUUCCCCAUGAUGUGUUUUCAUAAAGUGAUUAACGAUAAAAUUAAAUAGGCAAAAUGUAAACUGGUUGCUACUGCAGGCGCUCUUUUCACUUACGUUUAUUAUAAGUACCUCCACCCCAUUCAUUAUAAUUAUUAUACAGUACUACCCACCCCG
Molecule: messenger RNA, 3099 nt
Organism: Paramacrobiotus metropolitanus
Lineage: Eukaryota; Metazoa; Tardigrada; Eutardigrada; Parachela; Macrobiotidae
Product: sodium/hydrogen exchanger 9B2-like
Exons: 12
Coding region: 863-2575 (570 amino acids)
Biological process (GO): proton transmembrane transport
Cellular component (GO): membrane
Molecular function (GO): antiporter activity
Source: RefSeq, a predicted model, not a curated record